AUGUCCCCAUUGUCCAGUGUCGCCAGGACCUCCAUGAGGGCCGCAAGAGCCAACAUCGCCGCCAUGAGAAAGGCCUCCGCCGCCUCGGGCCCACAGACCAUGACCGUCAGAGACGCUUUGAACUCUGCCAUCGCCGAGGAGUUGGACAGAGACGACGACGUCUUCCUCAUGGGUGAGGAGGUGGCCCAGUACAACGGUGCCUACAAGAUUUCCAGAGGUUUGCUUGACAGAUUCGGCGAGAGAAGAGUCAUUGACACGCCUAUCACCGAGAUGGGUUUCACUGGUUUGACCGUGGGUGCUGCUCUUGCUGGAUUGAAGCCAGUGUGUGAGUUCAUGACGUUCAACUUCGCCAUGCAAUCCAUUGACCACAUCAUCAACUCCGCUGCCAAGACCUUGUACAUGUCCGGAGGUAUCCAGCCAUGUAACAUCACGUUCAGAGGCCCCAAUGGUGCUGCUGCUGGUGUCGCUGCUCAACACUCGCAGUGUUACGCUGCUUGGUACGGAUCCAUUCCAGGUUUGAAGGUGGUGUCUCCAUACUCCGCUGAGGACUACAGAGGUUUGAUGAAGGCUGCUAUCAGAGACCCUAACCCAACCAUCUUCUUGGAGAAUGAGAUUGCUUACGGUGAAUCGUUUGAGGUUUCCGAGGAGGCUCUCUCCACCGACUUCGUCAUUCCUUUCGGUAAGGCCAAGAUUGAGAGAGAAGGUACUGAUAUUACCUUGGUUUCGCACACCAGAUCUGUUAAGCACUGUCUUGAAGCUGCUGAGGUUUUGGAGAAGGAGUACGGUGUCAAGGCUGAGGUUCUCAACUUGAGAUCCAUCAAACCUAUGGAUGUUCCAGCUAUCAUUGAGUCUGUUAAGAAGACCAACCACUUGGUGACUGUGGAGUACGGUUUCCCUGCAUUUGGUGUUGGUUCCGAGAUCUGUGCCCAGAUCAUGGAGUCCGAGGCUUUCGACUACUUGGACGCUCCAGUUGAGAGAGUCACUGGUUGUGAGGUCCCAACUCCAUACGCCAAGGAGUUGGAGGCUUUCGCCUUCCCAGAUGCCGAGAUCGUGUUGAGAGCCUCCAGAAAGGUGUUGGGCUUGUAA
Molecule: messenger RNA, 1086 nt
Organism: Sungouiella intermedia
Lineage: Eukaryota; Fungi; Ascomycota; Pichiomycetes; Serinales; Metschnikowiaceae
Source: the annotation of a GenBank genome assembly